Molecule: messenger RNA, 708 nt
Organism: Prorocentrum cordatum
Lineage: Eukaryota; Dinophyceae; Prorocentrales; Prorocentraceae
Source: the annotation of a GenBank genome assembly
GCCGACCUGCAGGCUGGGCGCACCGCGGCAUGGGAGCGCAAGGCCAAUUCGGUGGCGGACACCUUUGCAAAGCGGGGGGCCGCCAUGCAUCCCGAUGCCAGCGAAGCCGCCAAGAAUUUGGCAGGUCGUGCCGCCACGCCUCCUGCUCCGUCGCUGUCCGUUCGCAUCCGCUCGAUUUUGUCGCUGCAGGCGGAGGCGCCUGUGGAUAGUGAGCUCGCGCUGCUCGCACAGUUGUUCGCGCGCGAAAUUCACGUGGUUCGCGUCUUCGACGCAGCCGGCGGCCUCGCGCUGGCUGCGCCCAGGCUGCUCUGCUGCACCUCCUGUGGGGCCUUCGCUUGGGGCGCGGCCCGUGACCCUUUGCAGCCGCGCAAGGGUGAAAGGGCUGGGUCGGGUUGCAAGCAGCAGAAGGCGCGAGUAGCCCGUGGUCUGUUCCCUCGCUGGUUGGGCCAGCAUGCGGGGUGGACGCUUGGCGCCUUGGAGACGCCGUCUGCGUCGGACUUGGCCCAGCUGGCCAACGCUGCGCUGCGCAGGAUCCACCCAGCGCCGCUGGCCUCUCUCGCUGUUUUCCCGGGGGUAGCGUGGCAAGCCGAUGCCGUUAGCUCGACCCUGGCGCACUGUGGCCUCGCGCCUUCGAGCCUGGCUCAGUGGGCCGAGGCGGCCUCUUCCUGGCCUGCGAUGGAAGCGGAGGAGUCGGACCACGGUGCUUGA